GAAUAUGUAGGCUGCAGAGGUUUCAGAGAAGGAACUGCCUGUUAUUGGCAUCAGGGUGUAUUUUGAAAGUGGUGAGAGAGAUUUGUGGUUUUCAGGCUGGAGCGGAAUGAAGGCGGUGUUAUCUCGGCAGCAUCACUCUACAGGUACAUCUGAGAAAAAUAUCAAAACUGAAGUAUACUCGCCUCUGUGUGUCUGUCAGGGAUAGAACAGAAAAGAAGACAAGUCAGGGAAUCUGCCAUCAGUAGAAAAGACCAGAACUCAACGAGGUAAACCAGUAAUAAGCCCAAGAUGGAAAUUGACACGACGAGUGACUGUGAUUGAGGAUAAUAAUGAUGGAAGACAGAGUGAUCCAUCCCCAGCCCAAGCCAGAGCGUUCCUCCUCAACCCUCCCUGUUCUUCACCGACAGACUUCCUGAAGGAUACAUUGACCUUCACACAUCCAACUUGCCUGACAACCUGGCACAGUGUAAAUUGAAGAAAGGCUGCUCCUUUCCUCAUUGCCAAGGACUAGACAACGACUACAAAAAGGCCAAAGCUUUAGGGACCAGGCAUCAGCAGAAAUCCGUUCUGUCUCACUGCGGUAACAAAUGAGCCUUUAUUUGUGAAGUUAACAGUGCUAACAGCUGACUCCAUAAGGACCAAUUUCUAGUUCAAGGUAAUAGGGGGCCAAGAUGAAGAAGACUGCGUUCUUGGCUUGUUUGUUAGCGGAGCUAGCUCUGACAGCCUUUGUUCUGGCCUCGGAGGGGGGCGCUGCUCAUUGUUCUGCAUUGUGCCGGUGUGAGAUACGACCCUGGUUCUCUCCAAGCUCUAUUUAUACCGAGGCUCCCACGGUGGACUGUAAUGACUUAGGCCUAUCAACAAUGCCAGAGAGACUGCCCUCAGACACACAGGUGCUAUUGUUACAGACCAACAAUAUCAUCAGUGUUGAGAAACCUUUGGAUUACCUGGCUAAUAUCACAGAGAUAGAUUUAUCCCAGAAUAACAUAUCCUCUGUGAGCGAUGUCCAUCUGGGUCCUCUUCCCCAGCUGCUGUCACUGCACAUGGAGGAGAACUGGGUUCAGGCACUGUCAGACAACUGUCUCCCAUCCCUGCCCAACCUCCAGGAGUUCUACAUCAACCACAACCUGAUCUCAUCCAUCAGUCCUGGUGCUUUUAGAGGGCUAGGGAGGCUCCUGCGGCUCCAUCUCAACUCCAACCACCUCAGGGGCAUCAACAGGGUGUGGUUUCAGCCUCUGCCCCGCCUGGAGAUCCUGAUGAUUGGGGAGAACCCCAUCGCCCAAUUGUCAGACAUGAACUUCAAGCCCCUGGUCAACCUACGCAGCUUGGUUCUGGCCAGGAUGAAUCUCUCCGAAAUCCCAGAUGAAACUCUGGUUGGCCUCGACAACCUGGAGAGUGUUUCAUUUUUCGACAACCUGUUUGACAGAGUGCCACAAGCCGCUCUGAAGAAAGCCAAGAGCCUGAAGUUUCUGGAUCUCAACAAGAACCCCAUCGAGAGGAUUCAGAGAGGGGACUUUGUGGACAUGAUCCACCUCAAAGAGUUGGGCAUCAACAGCAUGCCUGUGCUGGUGUCCAUCGACAGCUUCGCCCUCAACAAUCUUCCAGAGCUGACCAAGAUCGAGGCCACCAACAACCCCAAGCUCUCCUACAUCCACCCCAAUGCCUUCCACAAGUUGCCGAGACUCGAGACACUGAUGCUGAACAGCAAUGCCCUCAGCGCUCUUCACCACAGCACCGUGGACUCCCUGCCCAACCUGCGUGAGGUUAGCAUGCACAGCAACCCCAUCCGCUGCGACUGCGUCAUCCGCUGGAUCAACAUGAACCAGACCGGCGUGCGCUUCAUGGAGCCAGAUUCCCUCUUCUGUGUGGAUCCGCCGGAGUACCAGGGCCAGCACGUCCGCAAGGUCCACUUCAGAGAGAUGACCGAGAUUUGCCUCCCGCUCAUCUCGCCCGGGAGCCUCCCAGAUCGUGUCACCGUUGGGAAAAGGAGCUCAGUGACGCUUCACUGCCGGGCAUUCGGAGAGCCGGAGCCAGAGAUAUACUGGGUCACCCCCUCCGGGGACAGAGUCCUGCCCAACAGUGUGUCUGAUAAGUACUACAUGCAUCCAGAGGGGACCUUUGACAUCUAUGACACUACCAUGCUUGAGGCAGGGCUGUACACCUGUGUCGCUCACAAUCUUGUUGGUGCAGACCUCAAGUCUGUGUUGUUGGUGGUAGAUGGAUACUUUCCACAUCCUUCUGAUAAUGGCAAUGCUUUACAUGUGGACGUUAGAUCAGUGCAGCCCAACUCUGUUUCAGUGUCUUGGGAUAAUACUCACGGUGGUCUUAUAUCCAAUAUAAAGUGGUUCACAAUGGCAAAUGCUAAGCAUCCCUCCAUGGCAUACACUGCUAGAGUACCAACCGAUGUGAAGGUGUAUCGUCUCACCCACCUGAACCCCUCCACCCAGUACCGGGUGUGUGUGGAAGUCACGAGCAUGCAGCUCAGACACAACAAGGACUGUGUCAAUGUCACCACAAAGGGACUGGCUUACACGGUGGAGAGCAGUGAGAAGUGGGACACAGUGGUGAUGGCUGCAUGUGCUGUGCUUUUCAUCGUGGUCGCUGUGGCUUGCUCCAUCAUAUACACAUCUCUGCAAAGCCAACACUUUUACAGGAAGUUGAUGGUGGACCAAACUGAGUCAAUGCUGGGUCCUAGCACCCGCCCCAGCUCCGCCUCUUCUCUUACAGAACUCUGUGUGGCUGGAGUCAAGGUGAAGGCAACCGUAAUAGACUUGCCAGACAACUCCAUGUAAUGAAAGAAACGGCCUUGGAGCAGGAAAAUGAAUGUUCUGGAUUUUAAACAAGGUGAAAGAGUGUUGGACAUGUGUGAUUCAUGUGCCCUCUUUUCAUGACAAUGACAGAGCAUUGGGUUCUGGAACUCCUGGAACUUGGAACACAUGAUGGAACCAUAAGCCGGCGCCCUCACGCAUAAAUACGUAACCAGCUAAUCCCAGACCCACAGACUCUUUUAUACAACACAAUUAUGUCAUUGCAGCAAAAACGUGCACAGACAGGUAUCUAGAUUGCGAUAUACGUGGCUACUGAUCGGUCAUUCAUGCAGUGCAACUGCAAAAAAGCACAGCACAAAGACUGUGUCUUCUCUCUCGGUUAUUGACUUGUGCUUUAUAACGCCUUGUGGAGAUGUCUUUGUGGUCCACAAUGAGGAAUAUUUUCUGUGCUGUUUAAAUAAACCUCAAGGGCCAUAAGUAAGAAAUAGCACUCGUAUACAGUUUAUAAUUGGCAAAACUUGUUAGACUAGUAGACAAUAACAGUGUAUAUGUAAACAAUUUUAUGAUCAAAUAAUUUUUUUUCAUUAAAAAGUACAUUGUAUUUUAAUUGAAAUGUAAUGCUUUCUCUUACUUACUUGAAAUUGUAAUUACGAAAGACCCAACUUCAAGGAUGACUUGCUUAGAACAAUCUGAAUACGAUAUUGGGAUGCUCUGAAAGGAACAAUCUAAGCUUCCUUUAUCAAUAACACUCAGCUAUCCAUGAAAUGCAAAAUGUUAUAAUUCAUAAAUAUGAAUCCCAUAAAUCUUUUCAUAUCACUGUCUAAACCAUGCAAAAGGAAAACAGUGUGAUGUAGACAAACACAAUUACUGGGACUGCCCUUGAAGGCGGACAUUUUAACAUUGUUACUAAAAUGCAAUCUCAGGCAGGACGACGUGUUUUGGCAAUGACUGGGGAGUAAGAGAGAGUGUGUGUGUAUAUAACUUACACACUGUACUUCAUAUAUGUGUGUGUGUGUGUGUGGCAUCAGAGAAACCCAAUGACUUUGAAUUGCAAUAUAUUCUCUUUCAUUUAAAACCCAAUAUGGAUUCCUAACAUAAACCUCAGAGAGGUGAUGAAUCGGCGUCACAUGCGGACUGAUGGGGGCAUUUAUCAGAGGGACUCCGCCAUAUAUCAACUGAGUUUCAGCACCUUGGACAGGGCUUUUAGAGUGGAGCCAUUUGUCACCGCCACGGGAGCUAAAAUAUGACCCAUUAGAGCACAGGUAGUGCAUAGGUCAGCGAGAACACAUGGAGGCUGCUAGCACCGGAGCGCGGUGCGGUGCGCCCCUUCCCUCCGUGACACUGGCGAGACACGGAUGCCAUUACAGGAACAGCUCAGCAACUCUUGGGCUCGUUUGUUAAGCACUUCACAUUAUCGCCACCCACCGAGAGGGGAAGGAGACAAAUGGAGCGCAAAACGAGGACAAAGUGUCUACUAGGGCUAGAAGUCAGUAUGAACAGGGACAGGAUAGACAAGGUGCAGGUUUGAUAUAUUGAAGGUGGAACAACAGUACUGCUGUAGGUAUUAGAGAUGUGUGUAUGUUUUUAUUUGACUGCACAGUGAGAUAAUUGCACAACAAGAUAACAACAAGAUAAGAAUGCUCAUUAAGGGAACUUGAGUCUUUAGUAUAUUCCCUGGUUCAUUAGGGUAGCUUACUUGAAAGGAGAGCUCUCAGAGAAGAACUGACAGGACCUCCACUGAGGUUUCAUCACACAUUUUUUACUCCUCCGUUCACCUAGUUUGAACUCCAGAUAACCCCACAUGAGAGCAAAUGAUAUGUCAACAUGCAAUCCACUCAGAGAAAAGGAAAUAAUAUCUCAUAAAAUGUUCACACAUGCAAAAAAGCUAUUUUACAAUAAAGGCCCGAUGGCAAUAUUCCCUUCUGUUGUUAUUGUUUGUGCACCACCUGGGGGCACGCAAUAUGGUGAGAAAAACAGGAAAGAAACUGUUACAUAUGUUAAGUAUUGCUCACAUAAACUCCCACCGUGCCAUAUUACAAGGAAUUGUAACUGUUAAAAUUCCUUGCCGUAAUAGCACUGAGAAACUGUUCCUAACAAUAAACAAGUUCAACCCC
Molecule: messenger RNA, 4879 nt
Organism: Salmo salar (Atlantic salmon)
Lineage: Eukaryota; Metazoa; Chordata; Actinopteri; Salmoniformes; Salmonidae
Source: RefSeq, a predicted model, not a curated record